Messenger RNA from Ostrea edulis (European flat oyster), 3652 nucleotides. RefSeq names its product tripartite motif-containing protein 45-like. The coding region runs from base 108 to 1760 and encodes 550 amino acids. The record is from RefSeq and is a predicted model, not a curated record. Gene Ontology annotation, molecular function: ubiquitin-protein transferase activity; zinc ion binding. Gene Ontology annotation, biological process: positive regulation of DNA-templated transcription. Gene Ontology annotation, cellular component: nucleoplasm; chromatin. NCBI's taxonomy places the organism in Eukaryota, Metazoa, Mollusca, Bivalvia, Ostreida, Ostreidae. The transcript is spliced from 2 exons.
CGACGUGCCGCACAGGUAUUUAAUCACGGGACUAGACGGAAGGUCGAAAGAACAGGGAGGCCAUGUUGGAUUUUCAGUAAAGUGUUUGUGUGAUCCUGGCGUCAGAAAUGCAUCCCCGGCGCAGUGCUCAAGAAGUCCUACUGUGUAACCUCUGUGGAACUGUCCCCCUAGAGAGUCGUUGUGAAGUUUAUAAUAUAAAUCUAUGCAAAGCCUGUGUUGGGGAGCACUUCUCCGAUUCCUCUAAACAACAUUAUGUUAUGCCCUAUUUACAAAGAAAGUCUACUCCUAACUACCCGAAAUGUCCGAAACACGCCAAUGAACUCUGUAAACAUCACUGUGAGAAAUGUGGCAUUCCUGUCUGUAUUACCUGCAUCUCCUCCGGUAAACACAAAGGUCACAAAAUAUCAGAAUUUCUGGAAAAACUCAGCUCCAAAACACAAAGUUUGCAUAAAGAUUUAGAGGAACUCGAGACCAGAAUUUACCCGCGAUAUGAAGAAAUGGCGUCCGACGUUCAAACUGAAAAAGCCGAAAUAGAAACAAAUUACGGGAAAUUGACCACAUUUGCCGAGCAACGAGGUGAAAUCUUACACAGGGAGAUCACCGCCAUUCUCAAUCAGCGGAAAUCUGCCAUUCAGGAGAUGAAAAACAAACACCUAUCUACCCUGAAUAAAAAUACAGAAGAAAUCACACAGAAAAUGGCGGAACUCAAACAGAUCAUUUCCGACUUGAAAUCAAUCCUAAAAUCAAAUGACGUCUCCUUAACCUCUACUUACAAAUCUAGGAAUUCCGAAUUUAGAACAUUACCGCCUAAAGUUCGAGCUACAUUACCGAGUUUUACUCCUCAGAAAAUAAACAAAGAUCAGCUCAAUGAAAUGUUUGGUUGUCUGUCACCAUUAUCCAUUAACACACAACAUGGCGACACAAUGAAGUCAGCAGAAGCUGUAUCGUCUCCUCCAGUUAAACCACUGCUUGAUGACCCGUGCCUCACCGCCGCCAUAGACACUGGGUAUUGCAAUCUAUUCAGUGUUAGCUGUCUGAGUGAAGAUCAAGUCUGGGCACGCGGGGAGAACAAAACCAUGAAGCUGCUCAACCCCCAGAGUAAACUACUGACAUCAAUACAAACCAAGUCAGGGAACUAUCCAACAGACAUAGCAGUGACACGUGACGGAUAUCUUGUUUAUACUGACUAUAGUAAUAACACCGUGAACUUAAUUAAGAAUAAAAAGAUACGGACCGUGAUCACACUUCAGGGGUGGAGACCUCUCUAUGUCUGCUGUACCGCGGGUAACGACCUCCUGGUUACCAUGGACAGUUAUGAUGGAGAACAAUCCAAAGUCGUGCGUUACUCCGGCUCCACAGAGAAACAAAGCAUUCAGUUUGAUGACCAGGGUCGUCCUCUCUAUUCAUCUGGUGGUUACAUUAGUGAGAAUAGGAACCUGGAUAUAUGUGUGGCUGACUGUGUAGCUAGUGCAGUAGUGGUGGUCAAUCAGUCAGGAAAACUCCGAUUUAGAUACACUGGGCAUCCCUCUAAUACCUGGCAAUCAUUUAAUCCAUUCGGCAUCACCACAGACAGCCAGAGUCACAUCCUGACAGCAGAGUUUAACAAUGACUGUAUCCACAUCCUAGAUCAGGACGGACAGUUCCUUCGUUACAUUCACUGUGAUUUACACGCUCCGUGGGGUUUAUGUGUGGACAUCAGAGACAACCUCUUUGUGGCUGAGUGUGUCACUGCUAAAGUGAAGAAAAUCCAAUAUCUGUAAACACAGCGUUAAUGACACAGCUCUACAGUGUUAAUUACACAGCUCUACAGUGUUAAUUACACAUCUCUACAGUGUUAAUUACACAUCUCUACAGUGUUAAUUACACAUCUCUACAGUGUUAUUUACAUCAGUGUGUUGAUUACAACUGCUUGUUAAUUACGGUCCUGUGUUAAUUACAGCCCGUUGUACAUUACAGCCCUGUGUUAAUUACAGCCUUGUGUCUGUGAUGUGUAAUGUACCUGUGUUUCUGAGUUUAGUGGAACAGUAUUAAUAUUAGUACAUUAAUUACUAGUUUGACUGUGUUACUAGUUAUCUAUAUAUAAUCUUUUGUGGACUAAUUUGACUGUGUUACUAGUUAUCUAUAUGCAAUUUUUUGUGGACUAAUUUGUCUGUGUCACUAGUUGUAAAUUUAUAUAUAGUAUUUUGUGGACUAAUUUGACUGCGUUACUAGUUAUAUAUCUCUAUAUAAUCUUUUGUGUACUAAUUUGACUGUGUUACUAGUUAUCUAUCUCUAUACAAUCUUUUGUGGACUAAUUUGACUGUGUUACUAGUUAUCUCUAUACAAUCUUUUGUGGACUAAUUUGACUGUGUUACUAGUUAUCUAUAUAUAAUUUUUUGUGGACUAAUUUGACUGUGUUACUAGUUAUCUAUAUGCAAUUUUUUGUGGACUAAUUUGUCUGUGUCACUAAUUAUAAAUUCAUAUAGAGUAUUUUGUGGACUAAUUUCACUGCGUUACUAGUUAUCUAUCUCUAUAUAAUCUUUUGUGUACUAAUUUGACUGUGUUACUACUUUUUUAUCUCUAUACAAUCUUUUGUGGACUAAUUUGAAUGUGUUACUAGUUAUCUCUAUACAAUAUUUUGUGGACUAAUUUGACUGUGUUACUAGUUAUCUCUAUACAGUACUUUGUGGACUAAUUUGACUGUGUUACUAGUUAUCUAUGUAUAAUCUUUUGUGGACUAUUUGACUGUAUUACUAGUUAUCUAUAUACAAUGUUCUGUGAACUAAUUUGACUGUGUUACUAGUUAUCUAUCUCUAUACAAUAUUUUGUGGACUAAUUUGACUGUGUUACUAGUUAUCUAUAUACAGUAUUUCGUGGACGAAUUUGACUGGGUUACUAGUUAUCUAUCUAUAUACAAUCUUUUGUGACUAAAUUGACUGCGUUACUAAUUAUCUUUCUCUAUACAAUCUUUUGUGGACUUAUUUGACUGUGUUACUAGUUAUCUAUAUACAAUUUUUUGUGGACUGAUUUGACUGUGUUACUAGUUAUCGAUAUAUAUAAUCUUUUGUGGACUAAUUUGACUGUGUUACUAGUUAUCUAUAUGCAAUCUUUUGUGGACUAAUUUGUCUGUGUCACUAGUUGUAAAUUGAUAUAUAGUCUUUUGUGGACUAAUUUGACCGUGUUACUAGUUUUCUAUAUACAAUCUUUUGUGGACUAAUUCGGCUGUGUUACUAGUUGUCGAUCUAUAUACAAUGUUUUGUGGACUAUUUGACUGUGUUACUAAUUAUAUAUAUGUAAUUUUUUGUGGUCUAAUUUGACUGUGUUACUAGUUAUCUCGAUACAAUCUUUUGUGGACUAAUUUGACUGAGUUACUAAUUAUCUAUAUACAAUCUGUUGUUGUCUAAUUUGACUGUGUUACUAGUUGUCAACCUAUAAAAAUGUUGUGUGGACUAAUUUGACUGUGUUACUAGUACUUGAAUAGUAUUUGGGCUGUUUAUAUUAUCUUUCAAUAUGCAUAUAUGUUAUUGAUGUGUAUAUUAGAUAAACAUGAUGUAGAGUUCAGUCAUACAUUAUUACUGAGUGCUUACUUAGAUUUGUAGUACUUUAACAGAGAGUGACCCCAAACGUCCAGUCUUUAUUAUGUCUCCGAACACAAAGUGUCGGAGACAUAUUG